AUGGCCCUUGCUCUGCGCCUCUUCCUCCUGCUCCUCCUGGCCGUGGCCCUGUCUACCAGGGCUGCCCAGGCUGCUCCACUCCAAGCGCGGCGAGCAGAUGAGCAUACUAGGAAGGCUUCUUCAGCAGCUUGGCUUAAUGAAGAUUUCCAGGGUCUUAACCCUCCAGCAGGUGUGUCUGCAGGAAAGACUUUUCAGGCUCCUUUCCUGGUUGCUGCACACAAGCCCCGCUCCCAUGGCAGGGGUCCUCCGAGAGGGAGGAACAAACCUAGAGGAGACAGCAAGUCCCUGGAGGCAUCCAAACAGAUGGACAGGAUCUGGAGUGACCUGGAGAGACAACGUGACAUGGAAGGAGAGCCUGUGCUGAAGGCUGAGUUUCCCAGAGGAAGCAGUGGCUCCAUGGUAGCCUCUGCUGCAGGAAGGGAGGCGAUGCCAGGCACAGGCCCAGGAGAUUGGGAACGUGACUUCCAUCACUGGGAAACGCUGUUAAAGCACAGUUUAAGGAUGUUGGAGCUUGGUGAUGCUAACCCGGCUGGUGAAAGUGAUCUGGCUUCCCAACCCACGUCCAGGACUGAGCCUCGGGGAGAUGCUGAGGUGAUGGACCAAAAGGCAGGGCUGAAGGAGGUGUUUCCCCAAGGAAGCAGGGGCUCACUGGCAGCCCUAGCUGCAGGAAGGAAGGCGAUGCCAGAAACGGGCACAGGCACAGCAGAUGCAGCCGGCACCACAACACCUGUUCCUGAUGCCGAGGAUGGCCUGGGAAGGGGCUUCUAUAUGGGAACAGGCUGCUGGGCAGGGUUAAUGGCAGGCCUGCUUAUUUUGGACCUUAUUAUCAUAUUGUGCUGUGUCAAAAUCUGGUGUAACUGGAAGAAGAAACGGAGCACCUCUGGAACUUCACAAGUCCAGCCAAAUACCUCAGUCAUGGAGAACUUGGCCUGUCGUCGUGCAUCUCUGUGCCAGUGUCCAUUGUCCCUUCCACAGGUGUAUUACCAGCUUGUAGCUGGAAGUAUGCUACAAGCACUGCCUAGAACAGAUCCGUCUCUCCCUGAAGGGACUGGCCUAGCUGCCCAUCCAGGACAGGAGGUGCAGCCCUCUAGCCAGGGAAUAGAUUAUUCGCAAAGUUAUAUUUACUUGUAAAAAUAUUAGAUGUUUAUUAAAAACCUUAUUAGAAAUAUAACAGGACAGUGAAUAAAGACAAUGUUACUGUGCCGGGAGUAGAGGAUUUUUCCCACCACAUUCUCAUCCACACAAUGGAGGUUUCACCUUUCAACUCU
This is a messenger RNA of Passer domesticus (house sparrow), 1268 nucleotides long. RefSeq lists its product as uncharacterized. The transcript is spliced from 10 exons. The coding region runs from base 1 to 1131 and encodes 376 amino acids. The record is from RefSeq and is a predicted model, not a curated record. NCBI's taxonomy places the organism in Eukaryota, Metazoa, Chordata, Aves, Passeriformes, Passeridae.